AUAGAUCGCGUGUUAUUAAUUAUACAUUGUUAGUUAUUAUAUUUUUAUUAAAAUUUUCGUUGUUUUAUAAACUACGUAAUGGCCGCAACGUUGCGAUUAUUGAAAACUCAGAUACGAAAGGCAGGUUAUUAUGGAGUAGACGGUCAAUUGCGACAAUUUCAUGCCUCUGGGUAUGCAGCCUCGAAAGUGGCCAUAUCUAAAUAUGAUCCUGACGUAUGUUUGCCAUAUGACAAAUUAUGGGAAAAUUUGGAAUGCAUACGAUCUCGUAUAAAUCGUCCCCUUACCCUAUCGGAGAAAAUUCUUUAUUCACACUUGGAUGAGCCUAAAACACAACAAAUUUUACGUGGCACUUCAUAUCUGCGGUUGCGUCCCGAUCGCGUGGCGAUGCAGGAUGCCACCGCUCAAAUGGCUUUAUUGCAAUUUAUUUCUUCUGGCUUGAAAAGAGUUGCCGUUCCUUCAACCGUUCAUUGUGAUCACUUGAUAGAAGCUCAAAUUGGAGGUAAAAACGAUUUAGCUCGAGCAAAGGAUUUGAAUAAAGAAGUUUACGACUUUUUGGAGAGCACGUGUGCGAAGUAUGGUUUGGGUUUCUGGAAACCGGGUAGCGGUAUUAUUCAUCAAAUCCUUUUGGAGAAUUAUUGUUUUCCCGGCCUUUUGAUGAUCGGUACUGACUCGCAUACUCCAAACGGUGGUGGUUUAGGUGGCUUAUGCAUUGGUGUGGGUGGAGCUGAUGCUGUCGACGUAAUGGCUGAUCUUCCCUGGGAACUGAAAUGUCCUAAAGUAAUUGGGGUUCGCCUUAGUGGAAAAAUAAGCGGUUGGACAUCACCCAAAGAUGUCAUUCUGAAGGUAGCAGAUAUUCUUACCGUUAAAGGUGGAACGGGUGCCAUUGUUGAAUAUCACGGUGACGGCGUUGAUUCUAUAUCAUGCACUGGAAUGGGUACCAUUUGUAACAUGGGCGCAGAAAUUGGUGCUACCACUUCCGUCUUCCCGUUCAAUGAACGCAUGGCUUCAUAUUUGAAGGCAACCGGACGCAAAGCUAUUGCCGACGAGGCGAGAAAAUAUCAACGAAAAUUGUUAUCACCAGAUGACAAGUGUGCAUACGAUAAACUUAUCGAGAUCGAUUUAAGCAAAUUGGAACCGCAUAUUAAUGGUCCAUUUACACCAGAUUUGGCCCAUCCGAUAAGCAAACUAAAGCAAAAUGCCGAAAAAAAUGGUUAUCCUAUGGAUAUCAAGGUUGGCUUAAUUGGUUCCUGCACAAAUUCUUCAUACGAAGAUAUGGGCCGUUGCGCGAGUAUUGCCAAUGACGCCAUGGAGCAUGGUCUUAAAUCAAAAAUUCCAUUCAAUGUUACACCUGGCUCGGAACAAAUACGAGCCACCAUUGAACGUGACGGCUUAUCUCAAGUGUUUGAUAAAUUUGGUGGUACCGUAUUGGCCAAUGCCUGUGGCCCCUGUAUCGGUCAAUGGGAUCGCAAAGAUGUAAAGAAAGGUGAAAAGAACACCAUAGUCACAUCAUACAAUCGUAAUUUCACUGGUCGUAAUGAUGCGAAUCCCGCCACCCAUGCCUUCGUAACUAGUCCGGAAUUAGUCACCGCUCUAUCUAUAGCCGGUACUUUAGCUUUUAAUCCUCUAAAAGAUGAGCUGACUGGUUCUGAUGGCAAAAAAUUCAAAUUGAAAGCUCCGUUCGGUGCGGAAUUGCCCGCUAAAGGUUUUGAUCCUGGUAUGGACACUUACACAGCGCCGCCAGCAGAUGGGUCCAAUCUCACAGUUAGAGUUGAUCCUAAAAGCCAACGCCUUCAAAUAUUGGAACCUUUUGACAAAUGGGAUGGCAAGGAUCUAACCGAAAUGACUGUCCUUAUCAAAGUAAAAGGAAAGUGCACCACUGAUCAUAUAUCCGCUGCAGGACCCUGGCUCAAAUUCCGCGGACACUUAGAUAAUAUCUCUAAUAAUAUGUUUAUUGGCGCCACCAAUAUUGAAAAUAAUGAAAUGAAUAAAAUUAAAAACCAACGCACUGGCGAUUGGGGUGCUGUGCCCGACGUGGCCCGAGACUAUAAGGCUAAUGGCAUAAAAUGGGUGGCUGUAGGUGACGAUAAUUACGGUGAAGGUUCUUCUCGCGAACAUGCCGCUUUAGAACCACGUCACUUAGGUGGACGAGCUAUAAUUGUGAAGUCGUUUGCCCGCAUUCACGAAACCAAUUUGAAAAAGCAAGGUCUCUUGCCACUUACCUUCGCCAACCCCUCCGAUUACGAUAAGAUACAACCCUCUAGCAAAAUUUCUCUGCUGGAUUUAGCUAAUUUAGCCCCUGGCAAAUCGGUUGAAUGCGAAGUUAAAACUGACAAUAAAGUAGAAAAAAUUAAAUUGAACCACACCUUGAAUGAACAACAAAUUGCCUGGUUUAAGGCUGGCAGCGCUCUAAAUCGCAUGAAAGAAUUAUCUGGAUAAGAAGCUUAUGCGCGCUUCGCCCAUGUUAUGAUGACCGAGAAGCUACUGCACAACCGCAUAACUGGUAACGAAAUCGUCGUCAGCCGUACGUGAGAUACUUGUGUUGUUUAAAAAAAAAAGGAUAAAUAUCUAAAUAAUUACGAAAUAAAGCGAAGCACAAUUGAUUGAUUGAUUGAAA
Glossina fuscipes is the source of this 2614-nucleotide messenger RNA. RefSeq names its product probable aconitate hydratase, mitochondrial (gene mAcon1). Gene Ontology annotation, cellular component: cytosol; mitochondrion. Gene Ontology annotation, molecular function: 4 iron, 4 sulfur cluster binding; aconitate hydratase activity. The coding region runs from base 79 to 2436 and encodes 785 amino acids. The record is from RefSeq and is a predicted model, not a curated record. NCBI's taxonomy places the organism in Eukaryota, Metazoa, Arthropoda, Insecta, Diptera, Glossinidae. The transcript is spliced from 6 exons. Gene Ontology annotation, biological process: tricarboxylic acid cycle.